UGUCCCUCCUCGGCCACCGUAGGCAACGUCACACACAAAUACAGUCAACCAACCCCAUCAGCUAGCUUCUUGCUAACAAAAAUGUCUUUUACGUUGUAUUCUCUCAUUCAAGCUGCGAUUUUAUGCGUCAAUGCUGUUGCUGUGUUACACGAAGAACGAUUUCUAAGUAAAAUUGGCUGGGGAGUGGACCAAAGUGUCGGAGGUUUCGGUGAUGAACCAGGCAUCAAGGCGCAGAUGAUGACCCUCAUUCGCUCUGUGAGGACGGUCAUGAGAGUGCCGUUGAUCGCUGUGAACUCAGUCUGCAUUGUGCUGCUGCUCCUCUUUGGAUGACGAGAUGGGACAAACGGUUCAGACGUCAGGAGAACACGCCGUCCCCUCAGGAACCUUUCUGCAGGAGCAUCUUCUCUCUUUGGCACAGACGAUGUUUACCACCAAGUCUCUUCAUUUGAUCAUUCACAUGAAGUCUAGACAUGUUUGAUGAGCUGGUUUUUUUACGACACAAUACUCCAAAACAGUUACCUUCCCUCCUUGAUUGUGAAGUACGUUAAAGGUCGGGUUGUUAAGAGUUGAUUUGCCUUUAAUAAAAUGAUUGCUAUGAACACAA
Molecule: messenger RNA, 604 nt
Organism: Labrus mixtus (cuckoo wrasse)
Lineage: Eukaryota; Metazoa; Chordata; Actinopteri; Labriformes; Labridae
Product: immediate early response 3-interacting protein 1
Exons: 3
Coding region: 82-330 (82 amino acids)
Biological process (GO): endoplasmic reticulum to Golgi vesicle-mediated transport
Cellular component (GO): endoplasmic reticulum membrane; COPII-coated ER to Golgi transport vesicle; Golgi membrane
Source: RefSeq, a predicted model, not a curated record